AUGGUAUCGACUUUGAAUCCCAGAACAACGGAGUUUGAGUUCGGCGGGCUGAUUGGUGCCUUGGCCAUCAGUGUGGGGCUGCCUGUGUUCAGCAUCAUCUUGAACCAAAUGGUUAGACCGGAUUAUUUUAUUAAGGGAUUUUUCCAGAAUUUUGACCUGAUUGAGCUUUGGAACGGUAUCAGACCCUUGCGUUACUACCUGGGCAACCGGGAGUUAUGGACGGUGUAUGGUAUGUGGUACGGGAUAUUGGCGGUUUUGGACGUCAUUUUGCCUGGCAGAGUCAUGAAUGGUGUCCAGUUGAGAGACGGUUCGAAGCUUUCGUACAAAAUCAACGGGAUUGCUAUGUCGACAACUUUGAUCCUGGUCUUAGCAGUGAGAUGGAAGUUAACUGACGGUCAAUUGCCGGAAUUACAAUACCUGUAUGACAACCACGUCAACCUAUGCAUAAUAUCCAUAUUGUUUUCCUUCUGUUUGGCCACAUACUGUUAUAUUGCCAGUUUCGUACCAUUAAUUUUCAAGAAGAACGGUAAUAACCAAAGGGAAAAGAUUCUGGCACAAGGUGGGAAUUCGGGCAACAUUAUUUACGAUUGGUUUAUUGGUAGAGAACUAAACCCUCGUUUCGGGCCCUUAGACAUCAAGAUGUUCUCUGAAUUGAGACCCGGCAUGUUGUUAUGGUUACUGAUCAACCUUUCAUGUUUGCAUCAUCACUAUUUGAAAACCGGCAAAAUCAACGAUGCGUUGGUUUUAGUCAAUUUCCUACAGGGGUUUUAUAUUUUCGACGGGGUGCUAAAUGAAGAAGGUGUGUUAACGAUGAUGGAUAUAACUACGGAUGGAUUCGGUUUCAUGUUAGCGUUCGGAGAUUUGACUUUGGUUCCAUUUACAUACUCUUUGCAAGCCCGUUAUUUGAGUGUUUCACCAGUGGAGUUGGGCUUGGGCAAGGUCGUGGGGAUUUUGUCAAUUAUGUUCUUGGGAUACUACAUCUUCCACUCGGCAAACAAGCAAAAAUCUGAAUUCAGACAAGGCAAAUUGGAAAAUCUACAAAGCAUCCAGACUAAGCGCGGUACGAAAUUGUUGUGCGACGGAUGGUGGGCUAAAUCGCAACAUAUCAACUAUUUCGGUGAUUGGUUGAUUUCGCUAAGUUGGUGUUUGGCCACAUGGUUCCAAACUCCCUUGACUUUCUACUACUCGUUGUAUUUCGCGACACUGUUGCUGCACCGCCAACAACGUGACGAACACAAAUGUCGUAUGAAAUACGGGGAAAAUUGGGAAGAGUACGAAAGGAAAGUUCCAUACAAGWUCAUUCCGUAUGUUUAUUAA
Molecule: messenger RNA, 1317 nt
Organism: Saccharomyces eubayanus
Lineage: Eukaryota; Fungi; Ascomycota; Saccharomycetes; Saccharomycetales; Saccharomycetaceae
Gene: ERG24
Product: delta(14)-sterol reductase
Exons: 1
Coding region: 1-1317 (438 amino acids)
Biological process (GO): ergosterol biosynthetic process
Cellular component (GO): endoplasmic reticulum membrane
Molecular function (GO): Delta14-sterol reductase activity
Source: RefSeq, a predicted model, not a curated record